Molecule: messenger RNA, 1158 nt
Organism: Fusarium mangiferae
Lineage: Eukaryota; Fungi; Ascomycota; Sordariomycetes; Hypocreales; Nectriaceae
Exons: 2
Coding region: 1-1158 (385 amino acids)
Biological process (GO): sterol biosynthetic process
Cellular component (GO): endoplasmic reticulum
Source: RefSeq, a predicted model, not a curated record
AUGGCCGACGAUGGUCCUCCUCUUAUUCGUCCCGUUCCUCGAAGACCCUUCGAUCUCAGUUUGACAACUCCUACACCACCAAGCGAGAACUCGUCUCCUUCAACUCCAGCGCCAGCUCCAGACCCCAAUAUUGCGCGCUUCCUACAACCAACUCCCGAGCCUGCGAGCGCAGGUCUUAGCAGGCCUCAGUCGUUCAUGAAUUUGACCUCCUCGACGCUCUUCGGAAUCUACUCUCCCACAACGUCCUCUUCGCGCGACCGUGUCUUUGCCGAUCGCGAUGAGCUCGAUACACCUUGGGGAACAGGCGCUCAGACACCCAUCAAGAGACCUAGCAUCGACGACGCUACGUUUGAUUUUUUGAAGGAUCGCUCGCACCACAUUCGUCGUCGGUCCUCGAUCCGAGUUCACGAACCCGCUGGACCCCUAAAGCAUUCUCCAUCUGGUGGUGCUCUGGUAUUGAGAGGACUUUUGCUUUUCGUUCUCGGCGUGGGAUAUGGCGUAUUAGUCACAUCGCGUUUCCACGAGUCGGACAGCCUUCCGUCUCGUGCUACGUACAACUGGGGCCAUUUGACUUUUUGGGGUCUUGCUGGUGUUGCACUGGGUGCGCUGUUCCCCUGGUUUGAUCGAGUAUGGGAGAAUUCGUUCGGCGACAACGGGGAUGAAGCUGUGUUAGAAAACAGUGCUUCAGCGAAAGAUGACGAUCCAAGCACUGACUGGGCGCUUGCUGUCCGGGCUAUCGGUGCCUUUGUCGGAAUUGUCUUCGCGAUUCGCAAAGUGGCCUGGGCGUCCACCCUUCAGGUGUCACUGACCUUGGCACUUGUCAAUCCCCUCCUAUGGUGGCUUAUCGACCGCUCCAAGCCCGGUUUUCUGCUCUCAGCUGCGGUUGGACUCGCAGGGUCUAUUGUGCUCCUCGGCGUGAACCCAGAUAUGAUGCCGGCGCCUACUCAAGUUCCGUUCAGGCAUUUGGUUAAUGCCACAAUGGCAGGUGAUGGAGAUAUGCCCAUUCUAGGUGGACUCGCCCAGCAGAAAACACUCGAGACGGGCAUGUGGAUGUUGAGUGUGCUUUUCUGCAGCUGUGUCUGCUUUGGAAACAUCGGUCGUCGACUUACCCUCGGGCCGUCGACAACAGCCAAGGGACGCUGGGCUGGAGUGAGAUGA